AUGUGCGGUCGGACAGCAUGUACACUGCCUCCUUCAAAACUACGACGUGCUUGCCGAUAUAAAAGUAAAGACAACAAAGUUACUGAACCGAGAUGGAAAGGUGGAAAGGUUGGAAGAUACUACACCUCACCAAAUGUUGCUCCCAUGUCUUGGACCCCUGUAUUAUUGUCAGCUAAACAUGCACAAAAUGAUCCCGAUGUCGAAGGGGAAAAAUUAGAUAGUAGCGAUCGUAUGCUGCAAGUGAUGCGUUGGGGCUUAGUUCCUGCUUGGUAUAAGAAGGAUUUAAAAUCUUUUAACCUAUCCACCAAUAAUUGUCGCAGUGACGGAAUGUUGGAUAAAAGAAUGUUUUCAACUCCUCUAAACAGAGGUCGUCGAUGUGUGGUCUUAGCCGAUGGUUAUUAUGAAUGGAAGACUACUAAAGAUAAGCAGAAAAUACCACAUUUAAUUUUCUUUAAAAAUGACGUUGAAUCAUCUGAUGCAGAAGAGGAAAAUGAUGAAGAUGACCAAGCUGUUAAUGUUCGACCUAGAAGGAGAGUCUUGACCAUGGCCGGCGUAUUUGAAAUAUGGCAUCCACCUAAGGAAGGUCCGAACGAUCCUAUUUAUGCCUAUAGUAUUAUAACGGUUGAUGCCUCACCCGCAGUUUCUGGUAUUCACCAUCGUAUGCCGGCGAUUCUUGACGGUGAUGAAGCUGUUAGUCAAUGGUUGGAUUAUGAAAAUGUCCCUCUGUCAGAAGCUGCCAAUCUCAUUAAACCGCUGGAUACACUGGAACAUUUUCCAGUCUCUUCGUGUGUUAACAAUUCGCGUAAUAAAUCUUUGGAAUGUAUGGUGAAAAUUGAAAUGUAA
This is a messenger RNA of Trichoplax adhaerens, 843 nucleotides long. RefSeq lists its product as uncharacterized. Gene Ontology annotation, molecular function: single-stranded DNA binding. The transcript is spliced from 7 exons. Gene Ontology annotation, biological process: DNA damage response. The record is from RefSeq and is a predicted model, not a curated record. NCBI's taxonomy places the organism in Eukaryota, Metazoa, Placozoa, Uniplacotomia, Trichoplacea, Trichoplacidae. The coding region runs from base 1 to 843 and encodes 280 amino acids.